AUGGAAAUUCUCUUGUCACCUCUGCCAUUCAUAACCUAUCAUUCACAAUUUCCCAACCUCACUUUCAAAAUUCCGAUCUACAUCGAUCUAGAUCAACCGCUAGAUUUGAUUCUAAAAAUAACUUUCUACAUCGAGUUAGUAAUUCUUAUCCCAUCAAUGAUUAUCCUGUCAUAUUUUGUAUGGAUUGUUUUUACACUUUCAUUACUCCAUCGGAAUAUUUCAUUUAUAAUUGUUCUUGCGGCAAUUCAUUUUAAUAUCAGUGGAGUUUCGAGGUUUUAUAUUUUGUUGGUGCAGUUGGAUUUUAUUGAAGGUAUGGCUGGGGUCAGACCUGGGAAUUUUUACGUUUACGUUUUUUUCGUUUUACGGUUUUCACGGGAUUUCACCGUAAAAUCCAUUUCACGGUUUUACCGCUCAAAAAAUCGGGGUUGGCUGGGGUAGUAGAAUAAAAAAUCAAAUAACAUUAUCAAAUAACAUUUACAUAUUUGUGGUCCAUAAAUAGAUACACCUGAUUUUUCAGUAAGAAUAAUUGUGAAAACGAGACCUUUCGGUAGUCCAAAACACAUUUUUAGUCUGAAACGUAGACAAACUUGAAAUGUUCAUCGAUAUUUGUUAGAUUCUGCUUUGUUAAGCAUCAGAACUUAUUGUUCCACCAAAACUCACACAUCAAAAAACACUCUGACUUCAUUUUCAACAAAUAACACCUGCAUUAUUCCUAGAUUAUAGCACCAGAGAGCAUUUUUCCCUGGAAAAAUAUUUUUUCUGACUAAUAAAAGAUGUUUUUUACGAUUCACUGAACCCAUUAGCACUUUAAUCAAACUACAUCUAAAAAAAGUUAUUUUUCAGAACAUCCUCUCGCUCUUCUGUUCGCCUCAUUUUCCCGAAUCGAAUUCUAUAUCUGUGCAAUCGGCGGUUAUCCAAUUGUAGCAUUUGAGCGAUUCUUCGCCACGUAUUAUGUUAGUGAUUAUGAAAACACUACUCGGAAUUGGCUAUUAUCUAUUAUUAUCCUAGUUCAUACCAUCCUUCCGCUACCAUUAGCAUAUUUCACUUUGAUGACUGAUUAUCCACUGAUUAUUGCUUUGGGAGGAUCGGGUUUGGCAGUUAUUGGAAGUCAGAUAAUCCUACAUGUUUUAUAUGAGUUUAAUGUAAAUGAGAGUUUGAAAAUGAAGAAGAAUCCGAUGAUGUAUACAUUGGGGAAGAAGUUUCAACUCGAGGAAAAUCUACACGUCAUGUGGGUGAGUGGAAUUUUUUUUAUUAAAAAAAAAUUUGGUCCUAUCGCAAUAUAUGGGUCCGUAAAAACAUAUAAGGGUCCGUGAAUUUUUUUAAGGGUCCCAAAAAAUACCCGAAAAUAUAACGACUCGGUGUUUCUCUCCAAUUGCAACUUCUUUGAAAAAUUUUUUUCAAAAAAAAAAAGAAAAAAAAUAUAUUGUUUGGUCAAAAAUUACGGACCCUUUUAUUGUUUUUGGGACCCAUAAAAAAUUCACGGACCCUUAUAUUUCUGAGGGACCCUUAUAUGUUUUUACGGACCCAUAUAUUUCCAUGGGACCCAUAUAUUGCGAUAGAGCCAAAAAUUUUACCUUUUUCUCAGAUCCUUCGCGGUGUUGGUAUAAUCCUAAUAUUCCUUGCCUUGAUCCUUGUAGUAAUCCUAAUUUUCCCCUGGAAAUCCAUCAUCGGUUUUCAAAAUUACACCGAUUUUUAUUGCUCCAUCGAUCUUCUACUUGCUCUAUCUUCCAUACUUUUACCAAUCUUUAUGGGACACAUUUUAUACGUCAAAGGGAAUCCGGGAUUCUUGCGGAAAACCCAAUGGAUUUUCGGGAAAUCGAAAAAAUCAACACUUCCUCCAGUGAAGGAUGUGGUGAUUCGAGAUGAAACUAGACUGUAUUUUACACAAUUGGAAAUGUCGUGGAGAUAA
Molecule: messenger RNA, 1909 nt
Organism: Caenorhabditis angaria
Lineage: Eukaryota; Metazoa; Nematoda; Chromadorea; Rhabditida; Rhabditidae
Source: the annotation of a GenBank genome assembly